AUGCUUUAUUCAACGAUAUUAGGUAUAUCGUCAGCUGCAGUUGUUCAAUGUUGGCAUCAUUUUUCCUUCCUCUAUUCUUUCUCUUACGGAAAAUCUCUUCAAGGUGUACUCGUUACGCGAACACACGCCCUCUAUCAACAACGAUGGCUGACAAUUUUUCUGGGGAUCUUGGGAUUUCUUUCAAUAUCUAGUGCAUUUAUCCUUUUCUCCCUCGUGUUUCGAUUCGAAACAUUCACUCCCGCUAGCACUUUUGGCUUACGUGGUUGUAUCCUGGGUUGCACUAAUGGAAUAUGCAAGUCCAUGUUGAUUGGGUUUUGGAUACCGUUUGUUUUAUUCGAAACAAUCAUCUUUGGACUCACAGGAUGGAAAACAUACAAAUCUUUGAAUUCAUCUGCUAGAUUUUCACGAUUCCCAUCGGUCAUUACGAUUUUAUUUCGCGAUGCUCUGUCUGUUUGCAACUUUCUAAUAUGGAUUGCGGAUCCAUAUGCCUCAUACCUUGCGGUCGGGUAA
Messenger RNA from Laccaria bicolor S238N-H82, 510 nucleotides. RefSeq lists its product as uncharacterized. The record is from RefSeq and is a predicted model, not a curated record. The transcript is spliced from 6 exons. The coding region runs from base 1 to 510 and encodes 169 amino acids. Lineage: Eukaryota; Fungi; Basidiomycota; Agaricomycetes; Agaricales; Hydnangiaceae.